Molecule: messenger RNA, 2684 nt
Organism: Hippoglossus stenolepis (Pacific halibut)
Lineage: Eukaryota; Metazoa; Chordata; Actinopteri; Pleuronectiformes; Pleuronectidae
Product: membrane frizzled-related protein
Exons: 13
Coding region: 382-2250 (622 amino acids)
Molecular function (GO): protein binding
Source: RefSeq, a predicted model, not a curated record
CUGUGAAGGAGUUUCUGAAACUCUUUUGUAACCACUCACCCACCAUCAGGAAACAAGAGAAAUACAGGUUGAUGCUGCUCAUGCUGAACUGGGCAAAAUGGACAAAAGGAGUAACUGCUAACAUGGAUUAUUUUUAGAACUGCAGUUUGACAAUUCUUGGGUGUGAAUUGUGUUGAGUUUUUAUUUUUAUUUUUUCGAUCUGGAUUGGGUUGAUAGAUGUUUCACAUUGGACGCUAUGCUGGAGGAUUGAAGGCCGUGGGCUUUCUACACCGCGGUGGAGACAUAUAAUCAGCGCAGAAAGUGGACAAUGUUGAGAAAACCCAGGAAAACAUCAUCAUCGCUCCCUCACAGAGAAAUGUCUCUCUCACACUGCCACCCUGGAUGCUUUCGUCACAACAUCAGGCUCUUGGAGACGAGGGCGACUCACUAGAUUUCCCUGUGAGGGGACAACAGAUUAAGAUGUCUGACCUCAGCCAAGUUGCUGUAUACUCAGACUCCUCAGAUAUUUAUAAGAAUGUUUUCUGCAACCCUGCCUUUGAGCUGGAGGGGGAGCGAGAGGAGCGGGUGGAGGGCUUCAGGACGUCCUCGUCCACCCCUGAACCAAUCAAACCACCAGCAGCUAGCCCGGGCUGGGGUCUGCUUGGAGUGUGUGUAAUGCGUCUGCGUGCUCCAGGUUGUGGCUGGGGGGUGGUGGUGGUCUCUGCUGCUGCUCUGCUCCUGUUGACCGCCCUCGGACUGGCGCUGGCACUCAUUCUUACACAGAUAAAAGGUCAAGCAGUGGAGGAUCAGCUGUCGUCCACCAGCCCUUCAGACCUAUUGAGAACAGCAGAGGGUGAUUCCCAUACUUUACCCACAAGCCCAUUCAACAGAAGUCAAUGGGACAGUACAGCAGAACCACAAACUACAAGGAUCCCCUUGUCUGAAACACGUUGUGGGGGUGUACUGACAGACUCAGAGGGCAGUUUCAGUUCCCCAAACCACCCCGGCCCCUACCCGCCCAACUCCCUGUGUGUGUGGGUGAUCCGAGUCCCGCCCCCCUCUCUGGUUCAGAUCCACGUUUCCUCUUUGGCCGUGGAGGGGCCCUCUCCCUGUCUGUUUGACUGGCUGGAGGUGCAGGAGCAGACAGAGCAGAGCUCUGUGGUCACCAGGUUCUGUGGUAACGUAGCACCACCGACAGUCAACACAAACAGCAGCACAGUGUGGGUCACCUUCCGCUCCGACAGCAGCAUCACCGGGGCCGGCUUCACGGCUCAGUACAGGGCCCUGCAGCCUGGACACAAGAGCUGCUCCAGAGAAGAGUUUAUGUGUGACAGUGGACGCUGUCUGCUGCCCGUGUCUGUGUGUGACGGUCAUCCAAACUGCCACGACCAAACAGAUGAGGAAAACUGCAGCCAUAAACACAAGGAAUGUGGCGGGCAGCAGUCAGGUCCUCACGGUCACCUGUCAAGUCCAAACCACCCAAAACCUUAUCCUCACCAGCAGUUGUGUAUUUGGUAUAUAUCCGCUGAGGAGGGCCACGUCAUCACACUGAGUUUCAGGAACUUCAGCCUGGAGACUCAGGACGUGUGUGAGUUUGACUACGUGGAGGUGCACGAUAGCGUCGACACCGGAGCUGGAAGAGUCCUGGGAAGGUUUUGUGGCACCACCUUCCCAGCUGACCUGACCUCCUCGGGCCCCCACAUGACUGUGGUGUUCGUGGCUGAUGAGGGAGUGGCAGACAGCGGCUUCAACGCAACGUACCAGUCUGUGUCUGUACUGGACAGGACAUGUGCUCCCAGCCAGUUUGCCUGCAGUACAGGGGAGUGCCUCCAGCCGCAGUGGCUGUGUGAUGGAUGGAACGACUGCCCUGACGGAGCAGAUGAACAGGGAUGUGGAAACUCCACCUACCCUCCCUUCACUUCAUCAUGUGAGGUAAUAGAGGUGGAGAUGUGUCGGGGCCUCAGCUACAACCUCACCUCGUUCCCAAACAUCUGGCUUUCUAUUGCUGACCAGAGAGAAGCUGCCACAGUCCUGCGACAGUACCGGGUGCUUAUGGAGCUGGCCUGCUUUGAGCCCCUGCAGAGGCUGGUUUGUGGGAUGUUUCUGCCCCAGUGCAGCCCCCAGGGUGGCGUCCUGCAGCCCUGCCGCUCAGUUUGCUCCUUAGCUGAGCAGCAGUGCAGCCAGGCCCUGGAACUCUUCUCCUUCAGCUGGCCCUUCAACUGCCACCUCCUGCCCGACUCACAGGACCCUUUGGAGUGCUCGCUGCCUUGAUGCUCAUCUCAGCUCUUGUAGAGUUUUUCUGAAAAACCUUUCACCGCAUUGUGUAAGGACCAAUUUGCAUGUUCCAAAAUGCAUUUUUACACAACUGGAAACUUUUCUUCUGGAUUCAGAUCAGCUGUACCACAGCAUUCAAGUGUGUUGCAAAAAUGAGAUGCAUCAUGACUGCAAACCUCACUGCACACUCCUGCCUAUAAAGCAUUUAUGGUACAUAGAGAAAAAGGUGACACAGUAGCCAUUUUAUAAAAAAAAAAACCUUAAUGUACCUUGAUGAUAUGUCUAUCGUGUCUUUGUUUGAUUUACUGAUAGAAAAAUCUAACUGUUAGAAACUAUCUUUUUGCACUAUUUAUUGCGUUGACGUGAUGUACAGUAAAUCAUGUAAAACAUAUGAGGCCAAUGAAGGAAGAUUGAAUACAGAAUACACAAUA